CACCGGGAAGUGAGUCGCGGCUCUGCGCCCAGGCGCGAUGCGACUCUUGCCCGCUUUUCGGCAGGCUCGCUCGCGCGUUGCAGAUAACGUCCAACCCCCACUGUCGCUGGCGCUGCCCCUCAACGGAGGAUAACGACGCACCCCAACCCCCUCUGGAACCCCCACCAAACGUGCGCACUGUGCCCGCCCGCCGGAUGAUGCGCGGCAGACCGACACCCGCCGGCCCCGUAUGCUGCAGGGUGUUCGUAUCUGUUACAAACAUGAAGCUGCACGCCCGUCGCGUUCACGCAGGAGUUCCGCUUCCCCAGAAGGGCCUCCAGUGCGGCUACUGCGGGAACGGCAAACUAUUCUUGACGAGUGCCUCGCGCGCGGGUCAUUACCGUAAAUGUCAGGCGUACCAGCUGGCAAAAAGCGCGCGGGGCACAGUUGCGGAAGGCCCGGAGGACCCUCGCCCUUAUGGGAUCCUCACGGCACAGAACCCACAGGCCGAUGUGACCCCGGACGGGCCCCGGGAGACCCUGUCGCAUCUGAUGUGGGAGAUCCCCGUCUCCGUCGGCUGA
Trypanosoma conorhini is the source of this 560-nucleotide messenger RNA. RefSeq lists its product as uncharacterized. The record is from RefSeq and is a predicted model, not a curated record. The annotation marks the transcript as partial. The transcript has a single exon. Lineage: Eukaryota; Euglenozoa; Kinetoplastea; Trypanosomatida; Trypanosomatidae.